Mucor mucedo is the source of this 3036-nucleotide messenger RNA. RefSeq names its product coatomer WD associated region-domain-containing protein. Bases 104 to 2599 code for a protein of 831 amino acids. Lineage: Eukaryota; Fungi; Mucoromycota; Mucoromycetes; Mucorales; Mucoraceae. Gene Ontology annotation, molecular function: protein binding; structural molecule activity. The transcript has 10 exons. Gene Ontology annotation, cellular component: COPI vesicle coat. The record is from RefSeq and is a predicted model, not a curated record. Gene Ontology annotation, biological process: intracellular protein transport; endoplasmic reticulum to Golgi vesicle-mediated transport; retrograde vesicle-mediated transport, Golgi to endoplasmic reticulum.
AAGCAGCUAGUUGAUGACGCACAAAAGCGUUUAAAAAAAAUGAAAAAGAAAAAAAUGCUGUGGCGAUAUAUUAUCCUUUCUCCAAAACCAUCAUCUCGACACCAUGGGCAUGAAAAUUGACGUCAAGCGCAAGUUACUUUCUCGAUCAGCAAGAGUAAAAAGUGUCGACAUUCAUCCUACAGAACCAUGGUUAUUGUCUAGUUUAUACAGUGGACACGUCAAUAUUUACAAUUACGAAACUCAGCAACUAGUAAAGACAUUUGAAGUAUCUGAUUCACCAGUUCGAGCCGCCCGAUUCAUUGCCCGAAAGAAUUGGAUCGUGACAGGUUCAGACGAUGCACAAAUUCGAAUUUUUAAUUACAAUACACAUGAAAAGGUUACCAGCUUUGAGGGUCACCCAGAUUAUAUUCGUAACUUGGCUGUGCAUCCUACAAAGCCCUUUGUCUUGUCAUGCUCCGAUGAUAUGACUAUCCGUUUAUGGGAUUGGGAAAAGGCUUGGAAAUGCGUUCAGGUCUUUCAGGGCCAUGACCAUUUUGUUAUGCAUAUCGCCUUCAACCCAAAGGAUACCAACACCUUUGCUUCGGCAAGUUUAGAUGGCACAAUUCGUAUUUGGUCGCUAGGUUCAAGCCGAUCCAACUUUAUCCUCGAGGGUCAUGAACGUGGUGUCAAUUUUGUGGAUUAUUAUCAUGGCGGUGAUAAACCUUACCUCGUCUCUUGUGCCGAUGACCAUACUGUUAGAGUAUGGGAUUAUCAAAACAAAAACUGUGUACAAACACUUACCGGUCACCGUCAAAAUGUUAAUUUCGCAGUAUUCCAUCCCGAGUUACCCAUCAUAUUAUCUGGAUCAGAAGAUGGAUCUGUGCGUUUAUGGAAUUCAGAUACCUAUCGUUUAGAAAACACCUUGGAUUACGGAUUAGAGCGUGCCUGGUGUAUCGCUUGCCAAAAGAACGGUAAUGGUAUUGCGCUUGGUUACGAUGAAGGCUCCGUCGUGAUCAGAUUGGGUCGUGAAGAACCCGUCGUUUCUAUGGACGCUUCUGGUAAAAUUAUUUGGGCCAAGAAUAUGGAAAUUCAAACAGCCAACGUCAAGACCGGUAUUGAUGAUGAUAUCAAGGAUGGUGAACGAUUAGCUUUACCUAUCAAGGAUUUGGGAAGUUGUGAGGUAUACCCUCAAACAUUGAAGCAUUCACCCAAUGGCCGAUUCGUAUCCGUAUGCGGUGAUGGUGAGUUCAUCAUCUAUACCGCUUUGGCUUGGAGAAACAAGACAUUCGGAAGUGGGCUGGAAUGUGUCUGGGCGACUGACUCAAAUACAUAUGCUGUACGUGAAUCUACAAGCCGUGUCAAGGUCUUUAAAAAUUUCAAGGAAAGAGCGGCAUUCUUACCCAAACUCGCUUAUGCUGCUGAAGGCAUCUAUGGCGGAGGUUUACUUGGUGUAAGAUCAGAUACUUUUUUGAAUUUUUAUGAUUGGGAAACUGGCGUACUUGUUCGACGUAUUGAUGUGGAAUGCAAAGAUGUUAUUUGGUCGGAUGCGGGUGAUCUCAUUACGAUUGUGUGCGAUGACUCUUUUUAUGUCCUAAGAUAUAAUCACAUUGCCUAUACUCAAUUUUUGGAAAACGGAGGAAACACAGGAGAAGAAGGCGUAGAAGAAGCCUUUGAAUUUGUCACCGAGGUGUCCGAAAGUGUUAAAACAGGUUCUUGGGCUGGCGAUUGUUUUAUUUACACCAACGGAUCUAAUCGAUUGAACUAUCUUGUUGGUAGUCAAGUAUAUACCAUUAGUCAUUCAGACAAACAAAUGUAUUUAUUGGGAUAUUCUCCAAGAGAGAGCAGAAUUUAUCUUGCUGAUAGAGAUGUCAAUGUUUCCAGUUAUUCGUUAUCGUUGUCAGUGAUUCAAUACCAAACUGCAGUCUUACGCGGUGAUCUUGAAGAAGCUCACAGCCUGAUUGAGAGUAUCCCCGCAUCCCAAUUAGGUCGCAUUGCGCGUUUCCUUGAAUCUCAAAAUUUAAAAGAACUUGCUCUCGACGUAACCACUGACGAGGACCAACGGUUCGAUUUGUCUAUUCAACUAGGAAAGUUAGAGCUGGCUACAGAGAUUGCAGAAAAGACCAAUAGCGUGGCUAAAUGGAGAGUGUUGGGAGAUCGUGCCACAGCCGACUUUAAAUUUAAAUUGGCAGAAACCUGCUUAAUCAAGUCGGAUGAUUUAAAUGGAUUAUUAUUAUUUUAUAUCUCUUCUGGGAAUCAAAAGGGCCUUCGUUAUGUUGCAGACAAAUCAAUUCAAGAAGGAAAACACAAUAUAGCAUUUUCUGCAUUGAUGAGUUUACAAGCAGUGAAUGAAAUUUUAGACUUGUUAAUUAAAACCGAGAGACUUCCUGAAGCUGCCUUAUUUGCUAGAACGUAUUGCCCUGACAGCAUUUCUGAUGUGGUUCAAUUAUGGAAAGCAGAGCUGAAUACCAAAGGCAAGACCAAGGUGGCAGAGAGUUUAGCGGAUCCAGCACAAUAUGCAAAUUUAUUUCCUGAAUUAUCAUCAGCUCAACAAGUAGCUGCUACAGGUAAAAAAAAAAAAAGAGAAAAAAGAAGAAAGAAAGCGAACCUUUAUACUAACUAAAACGUUAGCGGAUGAUUUAGUAUCACUUUAAAUUUUUUCAAAAUGUAAACUCUUUUUUUUAACCCUAUUUUUUAUAAACAUGACAAUUAAUAUUAAUAAAAAAAAUCUUGAUGAUUUAAAGAGACCACUUGAUACUUUUAUACGACUAACAUAAUCUUGAUAUACACUAUUUUUUUAAAUUAUUCGUGCAGAGCAAGGAGGAAAUUCGUUCAAGUUCACAAAAAAGAAUAAAAGGAAAAUUAGUUUGAUAAUAAUUGAACGAAAUAAACGAAAAUAAAAUAUUUUUAUAAUCCAUUUAAGAUGUUGUAUCUGGAUUCAAAUUACCUUAAUAAACUAAACUAAGAAAAAGUCAAGUAAGUCAGAAAAAGUCAAGUAAGAAAAAGUCAAGUCAGAAAAAGUCAAGUAAGAAAAAGUCAAGUAAGAAAAAGUCAAGUAAG